UAAUUUUCUGGAUUCUGAGGGGAGGGAGGAGAGGUAUGGCAGCAAUUUUGGCCCAUCAGACUUAAUGAGUUGGCAAGGAGCAAUGGGCGAUGGCCAAAGGCAUUUAUUUGUUGGUCUAAACACUUCCACAAAAUUUUGUCUGAACAUUAUAAAAAAGAUCGUGCAAAGCUGCGAACAUUUCCUCUGCAAUGCUAGCACACAGAAGAAAAUCAUCUGCACUUCCAAGUAUCGGCUGCGGGGGUAUUCAUUUUCCUCCUCCUUCAGCAUAUUGUGGGAAAAAAUCAUCAGGAGCAAGCAGCAUUUUGUUAACAAAUCCAAAAUGGCAACAAUAUGAACUUCAUCACCACCCAUCAACUUCAAUGCAGCAACAACCUCAAUUAUCAAAUGCCCCUUCAUCUCAUUCUGCAAUUGCUUCGGCAGCUAACCGUCGUCAAACAGCUCGGGAAUCUGUUGCAAUUUUAGCUGAAAGUUGGGGUGUCUUUGCUGUUGACCCAAAUGCUGCUUCUGCAAAAGAGGAGAUAACUGAAAAUUUACUUUGUUUCAUGGGGCUUUUUGAAUUUACUCUUAAACUUGCCUGUUUAGCUUCGAUGAUUUCUGUUUGUCUACAUACCCCUCACACAAUUAGUCAAUGGCCUUCAUUGCUUUAUUGGCUAUUAAUUAAUGAUAUUUUCUGUACAACAAUAUUCUCGAUUGAUUUACUUUUAAAGAUAAAUACAAAAACUAUAUUAAAAGACCGUUGGUGUCAGUUUGACUUGACUAUUUUAUUUUUUCAUUACGCAUCUAUUUGUAUUCAUUCUGCAGAAAUUUCUGAUAAAUUAUGGCCUUGGUUAAAUAUUAAAUAUGAGGGAUGGUGGGGGGCUGUACGUUCACCCAGACCAUUUAUUAUGUUAAAAUUUAUUAGAUCAAUUAUUCGUUUUAAAUUGCCACGUAAUAGAAUUCAAAUGAUUAUAAAGAGGUCUUCUCAACAAAUUCAAAAUGUUUCCAUUUUCUUUUUAUUUUUUAUAACUUUUUAUGCAAUUAUGGGAGUACAACUUUUUGGCCGGAUGGAAUUUCAUUGUGUUCUCCCAGGGACUGACCCUAAUAAUGUUACAAUUGCUGAUCUAGCUAUUCCUGAUACAAUGUGUUCUCCAGAUGGUCAAGGAUAUGAAUGCCCGCCAACAAUGGAAUGUAUGAAACUUUCUCUACGUGCAAACCAAAUUGGUUUUUAUGGAAUGUUUAAUGAUUUUGCAUCUAGUUUAUUUACUGUUUAUUUAGCAGCCUCUCAAGAAGGCUGGGUUUUUGUUUUAUAUGAUACUCUUGAUACUUUUCCUUAUUAUUUUGGUCUCUUUUAUUUUAUUACUUUAAUAUUCUUUUUGGCUUGGCUAGUUAAAAAUGUUUUUAUUGCUGUUAUAACAGAAACUUUUGCUGAAAUUAGAGUUCAAUUUAGUGAAAUGUGGCAAAGUAGAGAAGUACCUCCCAAUAAUAGAAAUCUAGAUAAUAUUAAUCAAAAUAAAUUAGAAAAAGAUGAAGAAGGAGAUUGGCAUAUUAAAGAAGUUGAUUCUAAAUUAUUAAAUUUUGGGGUAACAGAGAGGGGAACAUUUAGACGUCUAUUACUUGCAUUUAUAUGUUCAACAACCUUUCAAACUUUUAUACUUUUCCUUUCAAUUUUUACUUUAAUUUUUUGUAUUGAAUGUUUAAUUAAAAUAUUUGGACUUGGAUGGAAUGUUUUUUGGCGUAGAGGACAACAUAAAUUUGAGUUAUUACUUUGUUGUGGAAGCAUUUUAAAUAUAAUUCCAAAACUUUAUAAAACAAAUUAUUUUACUUAUUUUCAAGUUUUUCGUCUUUUACGAUUAGUUAAAUUAUCCCCAAUGCUUGAAGAUUUUGUUUAUAAGAUUUUCGGUCCGGGUAAAAAACUUGGAGGGCUUAUUUUAUUUACUUUAACAUUGGUAAUGAUUACCUCAGCAAUUUCUUUACAAUUGUUCUGUUAUGAAGGAUGGACAGAUGUUGUUGUAGAAAUUUUACGUUCAACAAAUGAAUAUUGGGUACCUUUUGUUGCAAUUUAUUUUGUUGGUUAUCAUCUUUUUGUUACUUUAAUUGUUUUAAGUUUAUUUGUUGCCGUAAUUCUCGAUAAUUUAGAAAUGGAUGAAGAACUUAAAAAAAUAAAACAAUUAAAAGCUAGAGAAGAAACAACAACAAUGCGUACACAACUUCCUUGGAGAUUAAGAAUUUUCGAAAAAUUUCCAUCUCGCCCACAAAUGAUUGAAUUUAGAAAAAUGUAA
Messenger RNA from Meloidogyne enterolobii, 2258 nucleotides. The record is from the annotation of a GenBank genome assembly. NCBI's taxonomy places the organism in Eukaryota, Metazoa, Nematoda, Chromadorea, Rhabditida, Meloidogynidae.